GCGCGGCGCUCGCUGAGUGGGCUGUGCGCGCGACUCCCGCUGCGCUCGCCGUCGAUUCCACCCACCGCGCGGAGACGCGCUGAGCUUCGAACCUGCGACGCGCGCCGCCGACGGUCCUUCGUCAGCCGUCAGAGAACAGCGCGGACAUCGACGGGGGAAUAGCGGUGGCAUCGAUCGGCGCCGGUGCACAUCCAUCUGAGGACAUCGCUAGUGGACAUCAGCGAGAGGACAGUGGACAUCAUCCCAUCCGCGAUCGUCGGUGGACAUCGGUGAGAGGACAGAGUGUGGACAUCAGCGAAUAUCAUCAGCAGAGAGGGAUGAACACCAGCGAUGCCAAGGAGUACCUCGCAAGAAGGGAGAUACCUCAGCUCUUUGAGAGCCUCUUGACGGGUCUGAUGUACUACCGGCCUGAUGACCCCAUUGAGUAUCUGGAGAAUUGUCUGAAGAAGGUCAGGGAGCUGGGGGGCACGGAGAAGGUCCGAUGGGACACAUUUGUUGGCCAGGAGAAGAAAUCCCUGCCCCCGCUCAAUGGAGGCCAAUCCCGAAGGUCCUUCUUCAGGAACGUGUUGCCAGAUAGCCCAAGCUUCCCGUACCGACGGUAUGACCGGCUCCCACCCAUCCACCAGUUCUCCAUUGAGAGCGAUUCUGACCUGUCUGAGACAGCGGAGCUCAUCGAGGAAUACGAGGUGUUUGACCCCUCCAGGCCGCGGCCAAAAGUUAUCCUCAUCAUAGGGGGACCAGGUAGCGGGAAGGGAACACAGAGCCUAAAAAUUGCUGAGCGCUAUGGCUUCCAGUACGUGUCAGUUGGGGAGCUUCUCAGGAAGAAGAUGAUCCACAACGCAACCAGCAACAGGAAGUGGAGCCUUAUUGCCAGGAUCAUCACCAAUGGGGAACUGGCCCCUCAGGAAACCACCAUUACCGAGAUCAAGCAGAAAAUCAUGAAGAUCCCGGACGCCAGUGGCAUCGUUAUCGAUGGCUUCCCUCGAGACGUGGGUCAGGCUCUGUCUUUCGAGGAUCAGAUCUGCACCCCAGACUUGGUUGUGUUCUUGGCCUGUUCCAACCAACGACUGAAGGAGCGUCUGGAAAAGCGGGCAGAACAGCAGGGUCGCCCUGACGACAACCCCAAGGCCACGGAGCGCCGCCUGGCCAACUUUAAGCAGAAUGCCAUCCCGCUGGUCAAGUAUUUCCAGGAGAAGGGCCUCAUUGUCACGUUCGAUGCAGACAGAGAUGAAGAGGAAGUUUUCUACGACAUCAGCGUAACCGUCGACAACAAACUCUUUCCGACCAAGGAGCCCAUUGCCGGUCCAAGCGAACUGGACCUGAGCCUCUUGGUGGAGUCCGCCAGCCUUGUGGACAUGUCCUCCGAAUUCGAGGAACAGGCUGAGGAAGAAGUGGCUGGAUUUGUGGAUGAAAACACGGAGGGUUUUCCCGAGGACAUCAAGAAACCGAAGAUCAUCUUUGUGGUUGGGGGUCCGGGUUCGGGAAAAGGGCUGCAGUGCGAGAAGCUGGAGGAACGCUACGGCUACCAGAGCCUCUCACCCGGGGAGCUGCUGCGCCGCGAGCUCCAGGCCGACAGCGAGAGGGGACGCUUCCUGCAGGACGUCCUGGAGAGAGGGGAGCAGAUGCCCGCGGACGCGACAGUGGAGCUGCUGAGCGAGGCGAUGGCGACCGCCCCCGACCCAUGCAGAGGGUUCCUGAUUGAAGGCUUCCCCCGGAGCGUUCGGCAGGCGGACGAGUUCGAAGCCAAGGUCGGCGAGCCCAGCCUGGUGCUUCUGCUCGACUGCUGCUCGGACACCAUGAGCCGCCGCCUGCUGCAGCGUGCUGGGACAGGGAUGGGGACGGUGGCGGCCGGUCCCGGAGAGGCGGAAGGCAGGGACGCCACGCGCAGGAGGGUGGAGAACUACUGCAGCACUGACGAACUCAUCGCCGCCCACUAUGAGCGCAAGAGGAUCCUACACAAGAUUGAUGCGGAGAGGCCUCCUGAUGAAGUGUUCCAGAUGAUUUGCCAGGUCCUGGACUCCUUUUAGAGGUGCCGUCAGGAGAGGAGCCGCCCCCUUAAGGGCCAGGAUGUCCAACUGCUGCUUUUGGGCUCUGUGUCCCUCCCCACCACCAGAGACCUGCUAACUGAGUCAUAACCGCCCUUCGCAGCACCAUAAUGCCAGAAACACCCAGACCGAGGAGCGCGACGCAUGCUUGAGCGAACUGUUGCGGAAGAGCACCCCCUCGAGCCCUCGCCCCACAAGAGCCACACUUAAACGCGUGCCAUCGAACUCGUACCGCUCACCAGCUGCCCUUCCCGUCUCACGACCCGCCGCAUCCUCCUCGCAUCUCCCACCAGAACGCUGCUUUAACGCUCCGACGGAAUGCUGCGACGCACCGGCACGGAGCGUGUAGAACGCCGACCGCCGCCGCCGCCACCACCGCGCUUGUAGGCAACAGCUCUCUAUGUAAACGUUAACACUUAUCUUUAGCAUUACUGCGUAUAGCAAGCAUGUGCACCUGUGUGGAAAAAGUCCAGUUCAGUUAUUCAAUUAAAAACUUUGUCUUUUGCUGCAGGCUUUUCAGCCGGAGGAGUUUCUAUGUAUUUAUCUCUGACAUGUAUAUUAUCUCUAACGUGGUACUCGUUUUACAGCUCUGCCGUUCGCAGGUGAAGCGACUUGGGGGGGGGGAUGAAAAAGGGAUCGCGUUGUUUUUCGAAGGCGGGAAUCUUUGGAAUUAAAUGGAAUUAAAUGUGUGUAGGAGAGAAGGACAACAGACAGGUUGUCUCCGGGACAUACUCGGUGUGUCAGGCCAGCGGCUGCCCAUCCGUGUCUCUGUAAUGCAUGUAACGCACGCAGUGGAUGCCGCCAAAACACCGCAGCUGUUCUGCCUUCUACUCCUGUUGUACUCCUCUUGCACAAGCCAAGACAAUAAAACGCGCGCACCUUUCCUCCGCCUCUGCUCCAUGCUUGAGUGCCCUUUUCUCCGACGGUGACAAAGAGCACCGGUGCGCACGUCCCUUUACGCACUCGGCGAGGAGCUCCUGUCGGACGGCACCCAUUAGGAUGCCGGAAGCCCCCCAGGUUUCGGUAAGGACAACAGCUGAAUGCGACGUCGAAGGGACGAGCCCUCGGGUUGUGCCAUUACUCUGACCGACAGCCACGUUCAGAGCGCCGGGUUCUGCUAGGUAAUGGAAUCACAGCGGGCUGAGCAGGCUGCACCGCGUCCGUCCAAACAGGAGGCCGUGAAAGACGACCGUUCUGAAUCAUCCCCGAGCCUACAGUGGCAUUCGUAACACGAACGCAGACUUUCCGAAAGAGAAGCCACCCGUCCGAGAGCUCUUCCGAAAGCCAGGCGCUGCGACCCUCCUCGGGGCUCAGAGUCGACGCUCCCGUUUCAAAAUUUCUAAUCGAUUCAGUUUCAAGGUUUAAGUCACUGACCGUGAAUCAGUUUUGCCCAAUAGGAAGCAGAGGGCAGGAGUUAUUAUUUCAGCUUUAUUGAUCAGCUCAAGAGGAGUGUUUGUCCAUAUGACUUAUUUCAUUGAUGUUUUUCCGUCCCAGAAAGUGGUGCAAUCCAGUGGUGAGAACUGGCGCGCCACGAAAAGUUGACGAAAGCUGGCUGAAACAUCAGCAUUUGUUCGUUUAAUUCCUCUUUUAAAAGAAAAAGAAAAAAAAAAAAAUUCUCAAAAUUAUGGCACUCAUCUAAAAUGACACCUCUGCUAUUUAGCGAUACGUGCAUUUAAGCAAAGGGAUGCAACUAAAUUCUAGUCGGCGAAAGCAUUAUUCCUGCAGGUUUCACAGCUCAAAUGUUUUCGGAGCUGUUGCAGUGCGAACGGCGCUCAGCGGGUGGCCGCGGUCUCGCUCAACGGUCCUUCCUUCGCUCUCCAGUUGUAUUACGUCAUACAUACAGUACAGUCUUGCCUUUUAGCCGCAACACUUUGGACUGGAAAUUGUCUUUGUUUUACAUUUUACUUCCAUCAGAAGACCUGUACAGUAUUUUAACAAAGCCAAGGCUUUCAUGUAGUCCAAUCUUUUUCUCAUUAUGAGGUACAUACAUAUAUACAGUAUAUAUACCGUAUGUACACAUGUAUGUGGGUCACAGCCUUACUGGGACUUGAACAAGCAACCUUCCUGCCAUUAGGCCUAUAGGUUCAACAGUGGGCUGCCCCGUUCCUUCGAGUGGAAAGUUCAAAGUAUAACACCAGGAAGCCCCCCCCCACAACACCAAAGGCGCCACAGUAAGACGCGGCUGCUUUAAAUUUGCCACCCCCCCCGAACCCUACAUCACUGAACAAGAACUGCUCACCCCUGAGCUCCAUGGGGAGCUCGGUGACCUCAUCACCUUCUCGACAGAAAACGAACGACGCGGCAGGAAGCGGGCCGGAGCGGCUUUCAUAAGAUAUACCAACGUGGCGCUCUCCAACACAAACGUGGUGAAAACAAAUCCUCAGCGACAACUUCACCGAACAAAGUUAUUACACGACAGGAUGUGCAUGUGCUUUAAUGAGCCACUUUUAAUAGCCGUAUCUCAUAAGAACACCAAGUCUACAUAAAACGUGUAAGAAAGGUACAAAACAAAAUUGGUCAAAAUACAGAUUAAAAUUACUGUAAAAAAAUAAAUUCCUAUUU
Messenger RNA from Scleropages formosus (Asian bonytongue), 4607 nucleotides. It is a transcript of the gene ak5, whose product is annotated as adenylate kinase 5. Lineage: Eukaryota; Metazoa; Chordata; Actinopteri; Osteoglossiformes; Osteoglossidae. The transcript has 15 exons. The coding region runs from base 318 to 2027 and encodes 569 amino acids. Gene Ontology annotation, molecular function: nucleobase-containing compound kinase activity; ATP binding. Gene Ontology annotation, biological process: nucleobase-containing compound metabolic process. The record is from RefSeq and is a predicted model, not a curated record.